GAGAAGAAAAGGCAAAGACUUCCUUUGACGAAAGUGACGUUUCGUUAGGGCGCAUCAACACGCUCUUCAUCGCUCCCCCUCACACUGCUGGGUCUUUGAAAGCAUGCAUCGCGAAACUUGAAGGCCUAGCCACGCCGGGUCAUGCACUCUACAAGGAUAUGGAACUCUUUCAAGACACGAAUAGUGACGCUGCCAUGAAUGACACCGACGUCAUAUCCUUCCAAGGUGACACUUAUCCGGGGAGCGAUGAAGGCGAUCCCGUAGCCCUUAUCAAUGCAACCACCAAUACAGCAGUAGUAGUAGACCAAAAGGCUGAACCUACACCAGAUUCAAAUUUCAUGAAACGUGCUCGGUUAAAUGAAACUUUCAGCUACAAAAUGUACAAUACCACCUGGCUAUCGAUGAACAAAGAUGAAAUCGUUUACACGGAUGGAGUCCGCUUCUCCAUGAUGAACCCCAUGGCGCACCGACUUUGUUCAGGAUACAUGGUAAUUAAUUCCAAGGGUGAAAAAGGCUUUGUUUACGAGAAAUGGGAUAUGUCAGGAAUUAAGCUCAGAAGGGAUUGGUGUACCGGUACCCUAUAUGUAACACAAAAAACGACGAACUGA
Molecule: messenger RNA, 608 nt
Organism: Laccaria bicolor S238N-H82
Lineage: Eukaryota; Fungi; Basidiomycota; Agaricomycetes; Agaricales; Hydnangiaceae
Exons: 6
Coding region: 159-608 (149 amino acids)
Source: RefSeq, a predicted model, not a curated record